UAGCCCGAGGAUGUGUGAUACGUAGGAAAGUGCAUUGGUCCGUUCCAUGCAUCGGUCCGUGUUCGGUGUAUAUGCGUGAUCAGGCGGAUGCCCAAGCGUGAUGCUGCUGGGAUGUUGUGCACCCACCCAGCUCACUCCACCUUUUGACCUGUUCUUCUGGUCCAAGGUCUCACAAAUACGACAUAUUUUCCCCAGAAGCCACGAGCCAGUGAAGAACCUGGGAGAGUUGAGAUGGUAUUCUGGGUGCUUUUACGAGAGGAAUAAGGAGACCGGUAGGUUGACGAUUUCUCAGCAGACUUUCACGGACGAGCUAGCAGCAGAAUAUGGAGUAGUGGGAGGUAGGAGCGUUCCGAUGUCUUCGGGGGUGAAGCUUUCUGAUUUUGAUGCGGAUGAGGUGGCGACAGACUUUCCGUUUCGUGAGCUGGUAGGAUCGUUGAUGUGGCUGGCGACUCAGACUAGACCAGACAUUGCGAAUGCAGUAAGGGCAGUAGCUAGGUAUUGCGCAUCUCCGACGCUGGUACACUGGAAUGCAGCGAUGGAUAUAUUAGGCGAUGCGAGGAGGACGAGUCACUUUGGUAUUUCGUUUCAGAGAGGUACGGUAGAGGGAUUGAGCUUGCAGGGAUACGCUGAUGCGGACUUUGCAAGCAAGGCAGCAGACCGUAGGUCGGUAUCAGGGGGGAUCGUGACGUGUGGAGGAGGCGCUGUGUCUUGGUUUUCCAGAACGCAGAAGUGCGUCACGCUUUCGACGACAGAAGCAGAGUACGUCGCGCUAGGCGACGUAGUGAAGGAGAUUUUGUUUUUGAGGCAGAUUUGGCGUUUCAUGUUGCCACAGGUCGGCAUGCCGUGCAACCCCGUCUUCGAGGACAACCAGGGAGCGAUUCAACUAGCGCAGAACCCCAUCUCAAACUCGAACUCGAAGCACAUAGAUGUAAGGCACCAUUUUCUCAGGGAACUGGUAGAGAGGAAGGAAAUUUCGGUCAUUCACGUGCCGUCGCCGUACCAGCGUGCAGACUUCCUUACGAAGAGUUUGUAGAAGGAUGCUUUCGAGUCUCACCGUGAUUUUAUGAUGAAUUUGGCAUGACCAUUUUAUUGUUUUUCUGAUAGGUUGUGUUUUGGUUUUGUUUUGCUUCUCGUUUUGUUUCCCGUUUUCUUUCAUUUCCCGCGCCAAGUAUUUGUUACGCGCGAUGCAGCAUUCAUAUUCCUUUGAAUUUUUUUCUCUCUCUUAUAUUAUUCUGGUAAAGUCUUGGUGGCAUAUCGUCUGGGAAAGACGUCUUUUGGUUGAGAUAUCGGGUGUUAGCGAAGUUUUCAGUGAGAGACUGUUACGAGCAGGGGGGAUGUUAGAUAUACUCGCAGCAGUAUCUGGUCGUGAGGAUCCCAGGGGAUACGUGUUGGGAUUUUCGUGUGUAGUAGGGUACCACCGGUGCAGUCACGGGGAUUCUUUUGGCGUGGUUGGUGCGAUGGAGCUUNCGCGCCAAGUAUUUGUUACGCGCGAUGCAGCAUUCAUAUUCCUUUGAAUUUUUUUCUCUCUCUUAUAUUAUUCUGGUAAAGUCUUGGUGGCAUAUCGUCUGGGAAAGACGUCUUUUGGUUGAGAUAUCGGGUGUUAGCGAAGUUUUCAGUGAGAGACUGUUGCGAGCAGGGGGGAUGUUAGAUAUACUCGCAGCAGUAUCUGGUCGUGAGGAUCCCAGGGGAUACGUGUUGGGAUUUUCGUGUGUAGUAGGGUACCACCGGUGCAGUCACGGGGAUUCUUUUGGCGUGGUUGGUGCGAUGGAGCUUGCUUGCGUGCGUGCUGCGCACUUCUUCUUCUUCCCUCUCUCUCCACCACCACCACCGUCUCUCUCCAAUCACGUUUCCUUCUCCCACUCUCUCUCCAACUCUCUCUCAACCUCUCUCUCUCGGUCUAACACGGCCGACUACCCAGUGCCCCAAGUAACGUCCAGAACGUGCUUGCUGCACCCCGCGUAGUUUACCUUUCAAGCGUGUUGGCAAACUCGUGGCUUCUGGGGCAACAUUUCUGGUACCCUGGAGUUGGUAUAUGUGAGUCCUGACAGCGAGUUUUCUGUAGAGUUGGAGAACGUAUUGUAAUCUCCCAACGUGGGAUCUCUUUGCAGAUCGAACCAUCUCAACCAAUGAUGGUAGGUUUUCAUCAGCACGCACACUAGCAAGGAAAUCUCUGAAAGCACCCCCAGCAUCUGAUUUAAUUCUCAGGAAACACAGCCAUGAACGUCUAGUGAAAUCAUCCUUCACUAUCAUGGGGUAAUGUUUACCCCCUACGUACGCAACGUCCUUCCGUCCUCCCAGGUCAACAAAAACUCUGCCCGACGUUUUGUCUGAUCUGCGUACAGUUUCACGAGCAAUUCCUUUCCUGAAUGCCUUCGACAUCGAACAUCCCGUGCAAGCAUUCAAUUCACCACUCAACUCAGUACCCAGUCGCUUUGCAGUUGUACGAAGCAAUCCCUCAUGGGCAUGAGCAUAAAUGUUAUGGAACUCGUUCACAUCCAUCUUAGUUUCAUGCUUGGUGUUCGAAGGAGUGAGGGCAGCCAACACCGAACCAAUUGAAUUAUCUUCGAGACGAUACGCAGUCGCAAUCAGCAUACCAUCGAAUUCAUGGAAAGUGACUUGUUCGUGGAAAGCAGUCAUCACUCUUUCAGGACCACCAAGAAGGUAAUUCCAUGAUUCACCGUCGAACUCUGCACUGGGAGAAAAGAGGUUGUAUCCCAAGUUGGGAGACUAUAAUACGUUCUCCAACUCUACAGAAAACUCGCUGUCUGGACUCACAAACACCAACUCCAGGGUUCCAGAGAAUGCUACCUCACAAGUCACGCCACCAAUCCCUUGUACAUUCUUAUCGCAUGGCUUCAGAUUCUUCAUGCAAGAGAGACGGUCUGUCAUGUGGAAAACUGUACCCGUAUCCGCAUCCCAAUCUUCGAUGCGACUGUCCCUCCUAGCAAUAGAAGAAUAUUUGCGGAAAGCACCAUCUCUACGCGAGUUCUGUCUCAUCACUUCGUUGUAAAAUGCCUUCAUACGCGCACCAUACGAUUUUGGCAGAUUGUCAUGACAUGGGAUCACGAAGCUAGACUUCCAUUCAUUGUCGAAACCUUU
Messenger RNA from Ectocarpus sp. CCAP 1310/34, 3099 nucleotides. NCBI's taxonomy places the organism in Eukaryota, Phaeophyceae, Ectocarpales, Ectocarpaceae. The record is from the annotation of a GenBank genome assembly.